AUGCUACAUGACAAUACAAUUCGGCCUGCCUUACAGCCUCUUUUUACAGAUCCACACAAGAUUUUAAACUGUGGUAUACACGCAUUCAACAUACUCCUGAAUGGAAGAUCCAGCACAUUAUCUGUAAACCACCAAAAAACCUAUGGCUUGAUCACCAAACUGCUUGACAAGUUACUGGUCAUCGAAGGUCAACGUUCUGAACAUGACACCAGGAAUGGUUUCAUCAGCCAGUAUUUCAUGCCUUCUUACGUAGUGCCCAGUGAUGUCGACAUGGCAGCCAUCACAUCAUGGUUGUCUUCCAAUGGUUAUCUCACCAUCACCAUUUCCAGGAUAUCACCACCUCCUGCAGCCCCAAUGAAGGACAACAAAGACUAUCCACCAAAAGCAGGUCUUGAUGCAAUACCCCCACUAACAGACAUCCCACAACAACAGCACUACAGUUGCGUUUAG
This is a messenger RNA of Schistocerca piceifrons (Central American locust), 450 nucleotides long. RefSeq names its product alpha-crystallin B chain-like. The coding region runs from base 1 to 450 and encodes 149 amino acids. The transcript has 2 exons. The record is from RefSeq and is a predicted model, not a curated record. Lineage: Eukaryota; Metazoa; Arthropoda; Insecta; Orthoptera; Acrididae.